Molecule: messenger RNA, 987 nt
Organism: Mangifera indica (mango)
Lineage: Eukaryota; Viridiplantae; Streptophyta; Magnoliopsida; Sapindales; Anacardiaceae
Product: GDSL esterase/lipase At5g45950-like
Exons: 5
Coding region: 1-987 (328 amino acids)
Molecular function (GO): hydrolase activity, acting on ester bonds
Source: RefSeq, a predicted model, not a curated record
AUGUUUUUGGUGUUGGCCUUGAUGCCACGCAUCUCGCAAGCUCUGGCCGUCAAUCAACUCGGACAAUUGGCCGCUGAACACAGUAUAACUUGUAUGUUAGUUUUUGGUGAUUACAGUGUUGACCCUGGAAACAACAACCGCCUUUCAACAGACAUGAAAAGUAAUUUUCUUCCUUAUGGAAUGGAUUUCUUCAAUGGUCGCCCUACUGGGAGGUUCACCGAUGGAAGACUUGCCACGGACUUUAUUGUUAAUUCAUUUGGGUUUACAAGGGCAAUUCCCGCCUUUCCUGAUCCAAAUAUCGGUAAGGUAGAUAUACUACAUGGAGAUAGUUUUGCUUCUGCUGGCUCAGGAUAUGAUGAACUUACUGCUAAUCUUUCUAGUGUGUUAUCUGUACCCAAACAGUUGGAGUAUUUUAAGCACUACAAAAUCCACCUGAGACAAUUGGUGGGCGAGAAAAAGACAGAAGAAAUUAGAAGGAAUGCUAUAUUUGUAUUGAGUAUGGGCACAAAUGACUUCCUCCAAAACUACUAUUUGGAACCCAUUCGGUCCAAGCAAUACACUUUGGAAGAGUACCAGAAUUUCCUGGUUUCUCUCAUAGUUGAAAACAUUAAGAAAAUGAAGAGGCUGGGAGCAACAAGAUUGGUUGUUGUCGGGAUCCCUCCCUUGGGAUGCAUGCCACUUGUGAAGACAUUAAUGGACCAGAGUACUUGUGUAGAAAGCUACAACAAAGCGGCUUCCUCUUUCAACACCAAGAUUCAAGAGAAAUUAGCCGCCAUUAGAGCAACUUUACAGGUCAAAUCUGCAUAUUUAGACUGUUUUAAUAUCAUACAAUAUGCAGUAAACCACCCCAAAAAAUAUGGUUUUGUUGAAACUGCAAAGGGAUGCUGCGGGACAGGAGCAAUAGAAUAUGGCAAUACAUGUCAAGGUUUAACUGUUUGUGAAGAUCCAUCAAAAUAUGUAUUCUGGGAUGCUGUCCACCCAACCUAA